CCACGCCGUCGACCUGGCCUGGCUGAGGCCCGCGCGGCUGGCGCUGCACACGGCCGGCUACCUGAUGGGGGACCUGGAGGCGGUCAUCACGCAGGCCAAGGGCUCUGCGCUGGUGCGGCUGCAGGACUGGUGCCGUCACUGCCUGGUGCCGCCGCCGGCCCGGCCCCCCACUCUCUGCCUGGAUGCCGAGGACAUCGAGGCUGCUCUUGCGUUCGUGCGGGCUCGUCAGGCGGAGAGCUCGGGCGCCCCCCAGAUCCCCGACACGCGCUGGCUGGAUGUCGGAGGGAUGGUGGAGGUGAAGCAAGAGAUCGUGGACCUCAUCCAGCUGCCUCUCUCUCGGCCCGAGCUGUUCGCCGGCGGCGCCACCCGCUCAGGUGUGCUUCUGUACGGCCCGCCGGGGACGGGCAAGACGCUGCUGGCCAAGGCGGUGGCCACCGAGUGUCAGUUGAACUUCCUCAGCGUCAAGGGGCCGGAGCUCAUCAACAUGUACGUCGGCCAGAGCGAGGCCAACGUCAGAGACGCUGUCCCCGGAUGUGGACCUGUCGGCGGUGGUGGCGCGCCUGCCGCAGGUGGUGACGGGCGCCGACGUGUACGCCCUCUGCGAGCAGGCCACGCGCGCCGCCCUCGAGCGGGCCGUCCAGAUGGUGGAGCGAGGUGAAGCUACGCAGGAGGCGGCCCCCAUCCAGCUGCUGCAGUCGGACCUGCUGGAGGCUGCCGCCGGGCUGGCGCCCUCGCUGGGGCCGGACCAGCUGCGCCAGUACCAGCUGCUGCGCCAGACCAUCGAGGGAGGGCGCUGAGCUGCUGGGGCGUCAGUGUCAGUUGCUGCGCCAGUGUCCGCCGCUGCGCCAGUGUCAGCCUGUGCGCCAGUGUCAGCUCCUGCGCCAGUGUCAGCCGGUGCGCCAGUGUCAGCUCCUGCGCCAGUGUCAACCGGUGCUCCGGUGUCAGCCGGUGCGCCGGUGUCAGCUCCUGCGCCAGUGUCAGCCGGUGCGCCAGUGUCAGCUCCUGCACUAAUGUCAGCCGGUGCGCCAGUGUCAACCUGGUGCGCCAGUGUCAGCCGGUGCGCCGGUGUCAGCUCUUGCGCCAGUGUCAGCCGGUGCGCCAAUGUUAGCUCCUGCGCUAAUGUCAGCCGGUGCGCCAGUGUCAACCGGUGCGCCAGUGUCAACCGGUGCGCCAGUGUCAGCCGGUGCGCCGGUGUCAGCUCCUGCGCCUGCCGAUCCCGGGCACCGUAUGACUGCUCAGAGCGUGGCGUGGCACGAAAGUGGCCUCCGAGCUCCAGGCGUCGCACAUUACGGCACCGAAGUCCCGUCUGCCGGGAGCCGGGAACCGGGAGCCGGGAGCCGGGAGCCGGGAGCCGGGAGCGGGAGCUGCUGCGGGGCUGGGAGGACGCUGCCCGGUCUGGUGACUGCUGACCUGAUGCUGGGUGGGCUGCUGAGCCGGGAGCGGGAGCUGCUGCGGGGCUGGGAGGACGCUGCCCGGUUUGGUGACUGCUGACCUGAUGCUGGGUGGGCUGCGGAGCCGGGAGCGGGAGCUGCUGCGGGGCUGGGAGGACGCCUGCCCGGUCUGGUGACUGCUGACCUGAUGCUGGGUGGGCUGCUGAGCCGCCUCGGUGGAGACGCGGGAGACUGGCGCCGGCAGGCGGGACGAGCCCGGCCCAGAUGUAAUGACGUCAUUGCUCCGUAUUGUCCCUGUUUGGACUAAACGCUGCUCACCGGUGUGUUUAUACGCAUAUGCAGCUGGGCUGGUAACGAGCGCGGUACACGGGCUUGUAGUCUAGCUAAUUUUGGCGGAUCUUGAAACAUAUCCCAUUGUCGUUAUGUUUUGGGAAGUCGUAACCUCUAUGCAAUCCUACUGAACACAUGUACGCUCGCGACAUUAAGGGUGUGUGUUACGGGUGUUCGGAGGGGAAUAUGGACAGUAUGUGUUCCGUUCGUCGGCUCAUGGCGUUCCGGAAAGCUGGCUGUAGGUCGGUAGGGAAAUGGAAAGCAGUAGCGUCGCUGAAGAGCAGUGGACAUCUGCUUUUGGGUGGAUGGAGGGUGGAGCGGAGCUCUAAGCACCGGGAACUGUCGGUUAUUGGUCGGUGGACCUUUCAGGUUUCCAGAAUUGCCGCCUUAUCAAACUAGAAGGAUAGUGGGUUAUUUCUUGUGUUGUCUGUAUCGGACAUUUCCAAAGUACUUUCCUCCUGUAAUGAGCCCUGCAUGUCAACCACUUUCCGAUUGUGUCGUUGCGAGAUUGGAUUGAGGGGGAUAAAAGCACUGAGCAAUAGAAAAAGUCCAGGGACGCCAAGCCACAUGAGGGGCGACGCAACAGGAUCCUUUGAGCGAGCGAGCGAGUGACAGGCAUCGCAUGUACUUUCCAAGACGCUGCCAGUUGUAAAAUCGUUCGAUUGCAUUGUCCUUCAAGCAGAGGUCGGACUCAUUUCUUGCCAGAAGACCAGUCAGUCAGCCUUCAUUGUCCCACUUAUACGAUGGACAGCUGAGCUGGAAUGCCGGCCAGAGCGCGGCGGGCUCAGGCAUACGCAGCUUGCAGAGACCGAAGCCUAAUUUGGGUCUGUUGGGUAAGCUGCCGGUCUUGAUACGCCUUGCAGACUCGGUUGCGUGUGAUAUUGUUGUGGCACUGUGCAGUUACCUCCGCCCCAAGCCCGGGACGCCUACCGUGGUCUGGCGCCCUCGGUAGGUGAAUCCAGCCUCGUGCCAUGAAUCCUACCGUUCAUGCGGCCCUCCGUUAGCAGCCGUACGGUAGUUUUUGGAUGUCAUGGUUUAGUCAUCGCACAGACUUUGUACCGUUUUAGUGCAUGUUUGGGACAUGUGUAUCAAUAAACAACGAAUG
This is a messenger RNA of Pollicipes pollicipes, 2826 nucleotides long. Its product is annotated as peroxisome assembly factor 2. The record is from RefSeq and is a predicted model, not a curated record. NCBI's taxonomy places the organism in Eukaryota, Metazoa, Arthropoda, Thecostraca, Pollicipedomorpha, Pollicipedidae. Gene Ontology annotation, biological process: protein import into peroxisome matrix. Gene Ontology annotation, molecular function: ATP hydrolysis activity; ATP binding. Gene Ontology annotation, cellular component: cytosol; peroxisomal membrane.